Molecule: messenger RNA, 825 nt
Organism: Thamnophis elegans (Western terrestrial garter snake)
Lineage: Eukaryota; Metazoa; Chordata; Lepidosauria; Squamata; Natricidae
Exons: 4
Coding region: 1-825 (274 amino acids)
Biological process (GO): immunoglobulin production; immune response
Source: RefSeq, a predicted model, not a curated record
AUGGUGAACACUUGGACUCAGCCUCCCUCCAGCUCCGUGUCUCUGGGUGGAACCGUUACUCUCUCCUGUUCAACAACUCACAGUUCCUACAAUAUUGGCUGGUAUCAACAGAAAGCAGGAGAAGGCCCUCAUUUUGUCCACUGUGAAGUCUGCAGUAACAGGGGAGAAGGGAUCCCAGAUCGGUUCACCGCCACCAAAUCUGGGAAUACAGGAUCUUUGACCAUCACCAAUGCAGAGGCUGGAGACGAGGCAGUUUAUCACUGUGGUAACUGGAACGAAACUGUGAAAGGAACAGAUGAAAAAUUGGAGAAGGAAGAGAUCAUUUUCAGCUCUUUAGUACUGAAAGGGAGAAGGAUAAAUGGAAUGGUAGAAGGACACAGCAUGGAAAAGUGGUCCCUGGAGCAGAGGAAGAGAUGGUUUUCUAGGGACAUAAAACUGCGGAAUUUCUUCAGCCCAGGUGGGGAUAACACAGAUGUUACAAUAUCAGCGGCCAGGACUUUUUCUCAAGUUGUCCUGACUCAACCAGAAUCUGUGGCUGGAUCUCCUGGAGGGACAAUCCGAAUCACUUGUUCUAUAAGCAGUGGAACAAUUGGAACAUACGAUUCCUCCUGGUAUCAACAGAAGCCUGGAAAUGCCCCCAAACUCCUUAUAUAUUAUGAUAGCAGCAGACCCUCUGGAAUCCCAGAACGAUUCUCCGGUUCAGUUGAAAACUUGAGAACAUCUGCCGUGUUAACCAUCUCCAACCUUCAGGCAGAGGAUGAAGCUGAUUAUUAUUGCCUGUCUUAUAUAAGUGGUGGCAAGUACACAAUGAUACAAUCUCACUGA